AUGCAGCAAAGAGUGCGGGAGGGGGGCGAGACGAAGGACGAGGUGCGGGGAAGAGCGAAUAUCCUCGGAUGGUGGGGCAUCAGAUAGGCUACGAAAAUCAAGAAAUAAUUUGAUCUUAAAAUACCCAAGCAGGUUAUUCCACCGUUUCCCCUUCAUCCUCUGAAUAUGUUCAAGGCCCUGGCAGGAAUUUGUUUGCUCCAUCUGACUACAAUUUUCUUCCUUUUUUGGGCAACUAUAGAUGAUGCAUGGUGGUUCACAGAGAACCUUUAUACAGACUUGUGGGGCAGAUGGGUGAUGGAGAACAAUGAUAAUGUCUGGGUGUACAUGGACAUACCGACCUCAUACCGGAAGGACUAUCUGCAGGCGGUCCAGGCGUUUGCAGUGCUGUCAUGCCUGUUUGCUGUGUUCUCUCUGUGCGUGUUCAUAUGCCAACUCUUUACUCUGGGUAAAGGAAAGCGGUUCACCAUCUCUGGAGUUGUGCAGCUAAUCUCCUGUUUCUGCAUCAUGGUGGCUCUGUCAGUCUAUACCGAUCACUUCCACAGAGACGAGAAGAAUGGCUGGUAUGGCUGGUCCUACAUCAUGGCCUGGUUUGGGUGGCUGCUGACCCUCUUCACUGGAAUCAUGUACAUCAUCCUGCGCAAACGAGUGGAUUAAACUUUAGACCUCGCUCUCAGUGCUAAUGUACAGCAUUCAUUAUUUUUCUUUAAAGUCUAAGUACAGAACUUGAAAAAUAAUGAGUUGUCUGAAAUAUUACAGGCGUUGGUUGGAAUUGUAGAAACUUGUGCAACAAAUCACAGCAUCAGCAGUUCACGGAAAGAGUUUAAUAUCUGUCAGUGAGAAAGGGUUGAUUCAGCAUUCGAGGAAAAAUGGCCAGAGUUCCUUAAACAAGAAAUGUUGUUUUUGCUUUUGCAUUUUUGUUUAGAGUAAUACUACAGAUCGGUUUGAUGGGUCAUCUUUCCCUAGUUUCGCAAAGCACUGAGGGCAGUAAGAGGGUCUAAACACUUUAUUGCAGGGGUUAGUGUGUAAAGAUGGUGAAGAUGCAGUAUAUACACAAGGAUAUGUAAAAAAUGUAUUUAUAACAUGUAUAAAGAGAAAGAUAAAUUGUACAUAUAAAGUACAUACAAAAAAUAUAUAUGUUAUGAUCAAAGUGUAGUUUUAAACAUCACUUGCACUUUAAGAAUUAGCUUCGUCUUAAACACAGGUUUAUUUUUUAUUGUAUUUUUAUGUUGUAGAUGGCAAUGGCGCAGGAUAGUCUCUAGGUCAAGAUAAGGGUCAAAUCUUUGUUACUGUGAUUUCUUUUUUCUUUGUUACCGUGCAUUAUGGUGCUGUUCAAAUUUGGAAUCACUCAUUUGAUCACGUGACUUCUGAACACACAAUCCUUUUGUAAUUGCAUUGUACAGACCCUCUGCCAAUAUAUUUAUUUGCAAUUUCUGCGUGGACAAAGGCUUUCUUGAUAAAAAAAAAAUGGGCUCUGUUGCUAUGCCAGCCAUUUUUGAUUAGCAUGAAAAUGAUGAUGAAUGAUUGUUGAUGAGGUCAGAUGAUCACCUUGUAAAAUUCUAGAGCACAGAAUGCUUUUUUUUAUUAUUAUGGGAGAAUUACUCAAUUCAACAUUAUUAUUAUUCAACAUCCUCUCAAGGAUAAAGCUCCUUACUGACAUCCAGGCUAUUCAGUGUCUGCUUACUUUGGUUGAAGUUUUAACUGGCUCUAUGUGUAUUUUAUGUUGCAGUAUGACAGCAAAUGGAAGGGAUGCUAUUUUUUCAAUGCAAAGCCAAACAGUGUAAACCAGGGAUGACAUUCAUUUUAGGAAUCACACAAAUAAAAACCUCGCCAUAAGAAUCGCUUUUGUUAUUUUAUUAUUCACAACAUCAAUAUUUUACAACUUUAAAUAAACUUCAACAUAAUUAUUUA
Molecule: messenger RNA, 1908 nt
Organism: Carassius gibelio (silver crucian carp)
Lineage: Eukaryota; Metazoa; Chordata; Actinopteri; Cypriniformes; Cyprinidae
Product: epithelial membrane protein 2
Exons: 5
Coding region: 166-654 (162 amino acids)
Cellular component (GO): plasma membrane
Source: RefSeq, a predicted model, not a curated record